AUGAUUUUCUUUCUUUCUUUUGUUAUUCAUCAUUUUAUUUCUAUCUUUGUCUCUUUCUUUGAUCCUUUCCUUCGAUGCUCCUUUCUUUCUUUCUUUCUUUCUUUCUUUCUUUCUUUCUUUCUUUCUUUCUUUCUUUCUUUGUACCUUUCUUUCUUCCUAUCGUUUUUUUCUUUUUCCGUUCUUUAUUUCUAUCGUUGUUUUAUUUCCGUUGUUUCUUUCUUUCUAUUGUUGUUUCUUGUUCCGUUCUUUCUUUCUUUUUCCGUUCUUUCUUUCUAUCGUUGUUUCUUUUUCCGUUCAUUCUUUCUUUCUUUCUUUUUCCGUUCUUUAUUUCUAUCGUUGUUUCUUGUUCCGUUCAUUCUUUCUUUCUUUCUUUUUCCGUUCUUUCUUUCUAUCGUUGUUUCUUGUUCCGUUCAUUCUUUCUUUCUUUCUUUUUCCGUUCUUUCUUUCUAUCGUUGUUUCUUGUUCCGUUCAUUCUUUCUUUCUUUCUUUUUCGUUCUUUCUUUCUAUCGUUGUUUCUUGUUCCGUUCAUUCUUUCUUUCUUUCUUUUUCCGUUCUUUAUUUCUAUCGUUGUUUCUCUUUCCGUUCUUUCUUUCUUUCUUUCUUUCUUUCUUUCUUUUUCCGUUCUUUCUUUCUAUCGUUGUUUCUUGUUCCGUUCAUUCUUUCUUUCUUUCUUUUUCCGUUCUUUCUUUCUAUCGUUGUUUCUUGUUCCGUUCAUUCUUUCUUUCUUUUUCCGUUCUUUCUUUCUAUCGUUGUUUCUUGUUCCGUUCAUUCUUUCUUUCAUUCUUUUUCCGUUCUUUUUUCUAUCGUUGCUUCUUGUUCCGUUCAUUUCUUUCUUUCUUUUUCCGUUCUUUUUUCUUUCUAUUGUUGUUUCUUGUUCCGUUCAUUCUUUCUUUCUUUUCUUUUUCCGUUCUUUUUCUUUCUAUCGUUGUUUCUUGUUCCGUUCAUUCUUUCUUUCUUUUUCCGUUCUUUCUUUCUAUCGUUGUUUCUUGUUCCGUUCAUUCUUUCUUUCUUUCUUUUUUUCCGUUCUUUAUUUCUAUCGUUGUUUCUUGUUCCGUUCAUUCUUUCUUUCUUUUCUUUUCCGUUCUUUUUUCUAUCGUUGUUUCUUGUUCCGUUCAUUCUUUCUUUCUUUCUUUUUCCGUUCAUUCUUUCUAUCGUUGUUUCUUGUUCCGUUCAUUCUUUCUUUCUUUCUUUUCCGUUCUUUUUAUUUCUAUCGUUGUUUCUUGUUCCGUUCAUUCUUUCUUUCUUUCUUUUUCCGUUCUUUCUUUCUAUCGUUGUUUCUUGUUCCGUUCAUUCUUUUCUUUCUUUCUUUUCCGUUCUUUAUUUCUAUCGUUGUUUCUUGUUCCGUUCAUUCUUUCUUUUCUUUCUUUUUCCGUUCUUUAUUUCUAUCGUUGUUUCUUGUUCCGUUCAUUCUUUCUUUUCUUUCUUUUUCCGUUCUUUAUUUCUAUCGUUGUUUCUUGUUCCGUUCAUUCUUUCUUUCUUUCUUUUUUCCGUUCUUUAUUUCUAUCGUUGUUUCUUGUUCCGUUCAUUCUUUCUUUUCUUUCUUUUUCCGUUUUUAUUUCCGUUCUUUUCCGUUUCUAUCGUUGUUUCUUUUUCCGUUCUUUCUUUCUAUUUUGUUUCUUUUUCCGUUCUUUUUUCUUUUUUUUUCCGUUCUUUGUUUCUUGUUCCGUUCAUUCUUUUCUUUCUUUUCUUUUCCGUUCUUUCUUUCUAUCGUUGCUUCUUGUUCCGUUCAUUCUUUCUUUCUUUUUCCGUUCUUUUCUUUCUAUUGUUGUUUCUUGUUCCGUUCAUUCUUUUCUUUUUCUUUCUUUUUUCGUUCUUUCUUUCUAUCGUUGUUUCUUGUUCCGUUCAUUCUUUCUUUCUUUCUUUUUCCGUUCUUUCUUUCUAUCGUUGUUUCUUGUUCCGUUCAUUCUUUCUUUCUUUCUUUUUCCGUUCUUUAUUUCUAUCGUUGUUUCUUGUUCCGUUCAUUCUUUCUUUCUUUCUUUUUCCGUUCUUUAUUUCUAUCGUUGUUUCUUGUUCCGUUCAUUCUUUCUUUCUUUCUUUUUCCGUUCUUUCUUUCUAUCGUUGUUUCUUGUUCCGUUCAUUCUUUCUUUCUUUCUUUUUCCGUUCUUUAUUUCUAUCGUUGUUUCUUGUUCCGUUCAUUCUUUCUUUUUUUUUUUUUUUCCGUUCUUUCUUUCUAUUGUUGUUUCUUGUUCCGUUCAUUCUUUCUUUUCUUUCUUUUUUCCGUUCUUUUCUUUCUAUCGUUGUUUCUUGUUCCGUUCAUUCUUUCUUUCUUUCUUUUUCCGUUCUUUAUUUCUAUCGUUGUUCCUUGUUCCGUUCAUUCUUUCUUUCUUUCUUUUUCCGUUCUUUCUUUCUAUCGUUGUUUUUUGUUCCGUUCAUUCUUUUUUCUUUCUUUCUUUUUCCGUUCUUUCUUUCUAUCGUUGUUUCUUGUUCCGUUCAUUCUUUCUUUUUUUUUUUUUUCGUUCUUUCUUUCUAUCGUUGUUUCUUGUUCCGUUCAUUCUUUCUUUCUUUCUUUUUCCGUUCUUUCUUUUCUAUCGUUGUUUCUUGUUCCGUUCAUUCUUUCUUUUUCUUUCUUUUUCCGUUCUUUCUUUCUAUCAUUGUUUUUUGUUCCGUUCAUUCUUUCUUUUCUUUCUUUUUUUUCCGUUCUUUAUUUCUAUCGUUGUUUCUUGUUCCGUUCAUUCUUUUCUUUUCUUUCUUUUUCCGUUCUUUCUUUCUAUCGUUGUUUCUUGUUCCGUUCAUUCUUUUUUUCUUUUUCCGUUCUUUAUUUCUAUCGUUGUUUCUUGUUCCGUUCAUUCUUUCUUUUCUUUCUUUUCCGUUCUUUCUUUCUAUCGUUGUUUCUUGUUCCGUUCAUUCUUUCUUUCUUUCUUUUUCCGUUCUUUCUUUCUAUCGUUGUUUCUUGUUCCGUUCAUUCUUUCUUUCUUUCUUUUUCCGUUCUUUCUUUCUAUCGUUGUUUCUUGUUCCGUUCAUUCUUUCUUUCUUUCUUUUUCCGUUCUUUCUUUCUAUCGUUGUUUUUUGUUCCGUUCAUUCUUUCUUUCUUUCUUUUUCCGUUCUUUCUUUCUAUCGUUGUUUCUUGUUCCGUUCAUUCUUUCUUUCUUUCUUUUUCCGUUCUUUCUUUCUAUCGUUGCUUCUUGUUCCGUUCAUUCUUUCUUUCUUUUUCCGUUCUUUCUUUCUAUUGUUGUUUCUUGUUCCGUUUUUCUUUCUUUUUCCUUUCUUUCUUUCUAUUGUUGUUCCUCUUUCCGUUCUUUCUUUCUAUCGUUGUUUCUUGUUCCGUUCAUUCUUUCUUUCUUUCUUUUUCCGUUCUUUCUUUCUAUCGUUGUUUCUUGUUCCGUUCAUUCUUUCUUUCUUUCUUUUUCCGUUCUUUCUUUCUAUCGUUGUUUCUUGUUCCGUUCAUUCUUUCUUUCUUUCUUUUUCCGUUCUUUCUUUCUAUCGUUGUUUCUCUUUCCGUUCUUUCUUUCUUUCUUUUUCCGUUCUUUCUUUCUAUCGUUGUUUCUUGUUCCGUUCAUUCUUUCUUUCUUUUUCCGUUCUUUCUUUCUAUCGUUGUUUCUUGUUCCGUUCAUUCUUUCUUUCUUUUUCCGUUCUUUCUUUCUAUCGUUGUUUCUUGUUCUGUUCAUUCUUUCUUUCUUUUUCCGUUCUUUAUUUCUAUCGUUGUUUCUUGUUCCGUUCAUUCUUUCUUUCUUUCUUUUUCCGUUCUUUCUUUCUAUCGUUGUUUCUCUUUCCGUUCUUUCUUUCUUUUUCUUUUUCCGUUCUUUCUUUCUAUCGUUGUUUCUUGUUCCGUUCAUUCUUUCUUUUUUCUUUUUCCGUUCUUUUCUUUUCUAUCGUUGUUUCUUGUUCCGUUCAUUCUUUCUUUCUUUUUCCAUUCUUUCUUUCUAUCGUUGUUUCUUGUUCCGUUCAUUCUUUCUUUCUUUUUCCGUUCUUUCUUUCUAUUGUUGUUUCUUGUUCCGUUCAUUCUUUCUUUCUUUCUUUUUCCGUUCUUUCUUUCUAUCGUUGUUUCUCUUUCCGUUCUUUCUUUCUUUCUUUUUCCGUUCUUUCUUUCUAUCGCUGUUUCUUGUUCCGUUCAUUCUUUCUUUCUUUUUCCGUUCUUUCUUUCUAUCGUUGUUUCUUGUUCCGUUCAUUCUUUCUUUCUUUUUCCGUUCUUUCUUUCUAUCGUUGCUUCUUGUUCCGUUCAUUCUUUCUUUCUUUUUCCGUUCUUUCUUUCUAUCGUUGUUUCUUGUUCCGUUCAUUCUUUCUUUCUUUCUUUUUCCGUUCUUUCUUUCUAUCGUUGUUUCUUGUUCCGUUCAUUCUUUCUUUCUUUCUUUUUCCGUUCUUUAUUUCUAUCGUUGUUUUUUGUUCCGUUCAUUCUUUCUUUCUUUCUUUUUCCGUUCUUUCUUUCUAUCGUUGUUUCUUGUUCCGUUCAUUCUUUCUUUCUUUCUUUUUCCGUUCUUUAUUUCUAUCGUUGUUUCUCUUUCCGUUCUUUCUUUCUUUCUUUCUAUCAUUGUUUUUUUUUUCGUUUUUUCUUUCUUUCUGUCGUUGUUUUUUCUUUCAUUCUUUCUUUCUAUCGGUGAUUGUUUGUUUCUUUCUAUUGUUCUUUCUUUCUUUAUUUCUUGGUUUAUUUUAUUUGUUCGUUCUUUAUAUCGUUGUUACUUACUUUCUUUCUUUCUAUCGUUGUUUCUUUCUUUCUUUCUUCGUUUAUUUUAUUUAUUCGUUCUUUAUAUCGUGGUUACUUUUUCCUCUCUUUCUUUUAUUCUUUCCCUUGAAUUUUGA
Molecule: messenger RNA, 4734 nt
Organism: Acanthosepion pharaonis
Lineage: Eukaryota; Metazoa; Mollusca; Cephalopoda; Sepiida; Sepiidae
Source: the annotation of a GenBank genome assembly